AUGAAUUCUCCAUUCAAAUGCAGUUAUUGUUAUAAAGGAUUCGUCGAUGUCAGGGCUUAUGACAACCAUAAGAUGAAACAUGACGUGCGCAGCGGUCCUCAUAUAUGUGACAUCUGUCAGAUGAGAUACCGUUCCGUUCAACUCCUGCGCACGCACGCCAAUAAUGCACACGUCAGGAUAUAUAAGUGUAAUAAAUGUGGAUAUGUGUCGCAUACUGGAAAUCAAGCUCGGAUUCAUGAGAAAUGGCAUAACGGACACACGUACGAGUGUCAGCUAUGCAGUCAUACUUUCAGGAAACCGACCUCCUAUCUUUCACACAUGAGGAAGCGUCACCCUACGGAACAUGUCUGCAAUAUUUGCGGAGACAGCUUCGUCGGCAAACAUGGACUGCAGAUGCAUAAGAAGAAAACACAUUUGGAUUGCGAAAAGAUGAUAGAUCCAGAUAAUCCCGACGAUCCAGCCACAGGGAGAUUCUGUAAAGAGUGCAAUAUACAGUUCUAUAACUUGGACGCUUGGAAACGACAUAUUUUGAGCUCUAUCAAACAUACGCUGAAGACUGAAGAAAGCUCAAACUGCUCAAUCUGUCAAUGGAAGUAUACGGGUAACUUGACUUUGGAGACUCAUAUGAAGGAUCAUGCGAAGGCAAUGAGGAGGGCGCGCAUACCUCCUACUGGGAGUAAGGAGAGAAAUUUUAGAUGUCAACAGUGUGGUUCAAAUUUCGUGACGCGCUCGAAGCUACAGAGCCAUAUAAACAGGACUCAUUUGGGACUUAAAUACAAUAAGAAUAUCGUAUGCGAAGUAUGUGGAAAGAAAUGUACGUCAAACGCAACGCUCAAAUAUCACCAGCGGACGCACACUGGCGAGAAACCGUACUCCUGCGCGUCAUGCUCAAAGCAUUUCGUAGAUAGUAACCAACUCCGCAUACACACACGGACACAUACCGGCGAGAAACCAUAUGUAUGCGCCGUUUGUGGGAAGCGGUUCAGUCAGAAACCGGCUUUAAAUCGACACUAUAGGGUACACACUGGCGCGAAACCCUACACCUGUCAAUAUUGCUCUCGGACAUUCAGCCAAUCAAAUUCGUUAAAACUUCACGUCAAAACUGUACAUUUAAAACAGCCGGCGAACAGAAAGAGUAAAACUAAGACAUUUUUUGAAACGAAAAUUGAGAAGAACACUGAAAAUCAUGAAAAUUCAGAAGAAUUACAGAUUGAUGGGAGUUUGCAGGCAAUACGAGUUUUUACACGAUGA
Spodoptera littoralis (African cotton leafworm) is the source of this 1251-nucleotide messenger RNA. The record is from the annotation of a GenBank genome assembly. NCBI's taxonomy places the organism in Eukaryota, Metazoa, Arthropoda, Insecta, Lepidoptera, Noctuidae.